AUGCGCGUGACAAAGGGCUGUGCUCGUUGUCGCCAUCGUCAUGCUCGCUGUGUGGUUCCUGCCGGUGCUUCAUCCUGCUCUCGCUGCACCCGCCUAGAUCGACCCUGUCAUCUCGAGCCGCGCUUUCAUUUUAAGCCAGUGAGCUAUAUAUACCAGCAGUGCGAUAAUGCGCCGGCCCGCUUCGACCUCGUUUGGGACGAAGAGCAGGUCUGGGUCGGGGUCUCACGGCCAGUGACCUUCGUACGCGAGACGGACAACUUCAGACGUGAACCCUCCGAGCCGAACGAUAACGACCGGGUCCUUGAGCAAUCAUAUUCGCCGCCAGACGAUAGCCAACUGAUACUCCCAGAAGUGGUGGAAUCCAUUCCAACCGAUACCCUUUCGAACGACUCUCCAAGUCAAGGGUCAAAUGAUGCCUCGACACCGACUCCACGAGAAGCAUACUUGAUCCGCUCCUAUAUCCAAAAGAUCGCAGCCGUGCAUCAGGCGGAUAUAUGUGACCCCCAAUCCCACUUUAGCACAGAAGUCCCACGCCGAGCACUAGACGAACCGAUGCUCCUCAAAGCUCUCUUAGCACUUGCCGCCCGACACGACGCCAUACUAACAGAUCACAGCGACUGUGAAGCGUCAUCUUUCCACGGAGAAUGCCUACAACUUCUCAUCGUCGCCCUAAACCAACCAGAAGAAACCUACGAUGAUAACCUCCUCAUCACCGUAGUCGUACUCCGUUUCUACGAAGAACUCGAACGGGUAACAGACCGAAAAUGCCACCUCCUCGGAUCCAACCGCCUCCUCAAUCUCAUGUCUCGGUCUGCGUCGUCGGGGGGAUUAGCCGAGGCAGUGAGUUGGCAAUUCCUACGUCAGGCUAUUUACUCUUCUAUAGCACAGUAUGAACCGAUACAGUUGGAUUUGCGCAAUUAUGAGCGUUCGUCGGUCUUUCAUCGUGAUGAUGAUGCGGCUCUCGCGAAUGCUAUUAUAUUUUUCUGUGCGCGCAUUGUUCAGCUAUGUUGUGCUGUGCCUGGGUAUGCGAUUGAUCGGAAGGAUUGGCGACAAUUGGCAGAUUGUGUGCAGGAGUGGCAUUGUAAUAAGCCGAGGAGUUGGCAGCCACUGCGAUAUCAACCUCCCAAUUUGUCUGCGGAUCAGCCAUUUCCUGAAUUAUGGAUCAUGUCGCCUCCUGCUGUGGUCGGUUUGCAAUAUUACCACGCAUCACGAAUAUUCCUCACAUUAUCGGACGCACCGUCGCAGCGAAUGACAGACUAUGAAAUGUCACGAGCCCGACUGAUCGCAGAGACCACGGUUGCCAACCAUCUUGUAAUGGCCAUCGGACUGUCAUUAUCAAAUGAAAGCGUUCAGAACAGCUACUUUAUUGCCUCUCAUUUGCUCCAACGCUUUGGAUAUUGUCUACGGCAGCCAGCUGAACAGCGAGGAGCACUGCGAUUUUUGUCUCGCGUAGAGAAGAACCUUGGGUGGCGUACCUCGUGGAUGGGGCGAGAAUUAGAGCAACAGUGGGAAGAGCGGGCUGUCUUGAACACCGAGGUUAAUUGA
This is a messenger RNA of Penicillium cataractarum, 1545 nucleotides long. RefSeq names its product Zn(II)2Cys6 transcription factor domain-containing protein. Lineage: Eukaryota; Fungi; Ascomycota; Eurotiomycetes; Eurotiales; Aspergillaceae. The record is from RefSeq and is a predicted model, not a curated record. Gene Ontology annotation, molecular function: transcription cis-regulatory region binding; zinc ion binding; DNA-binding transcription factor activity, RNA polymerase II-specific. Gene Ontology annotation, cellular component: nucleus. Bases 1 to 1545 code for a protein of 514 amino acids. Gene Ontology annotation, biological process: positive regulation of transcription by RNA polymerase II. The transcript is spliced from 6 exons.